UAUUAAUCUAACUUUUCUUGGGAAAUUCAUAGAUUUAGUGAAGGUGAGUAUCAUAGAGUUUUGGAGGUAAAACUGAUAUCGAAUGGUUGAGAUGUUGUUCUUUGAAAGUCUAAAACUAUCAAAUGUUAUAUAUUAGUGGUUAUUGAUUUUGUUAUGCUUUGAUGACAUAAUUGAUAAAGGAAAGUUGAAAUUUAAGUUGAUAAAAUUCAGGAGACUUAGUAUGGAAGAGUUAUUUCUUAAUCGCAUAUUAAACUCUGUGGAAAGCCUACGGAAUGAGUAUCGGGAGGUGAAGGAUAGUGUACGGAUUAUAAUGGGUGAUUUGCAGACAUUAAUUGAUCUUAGGAAACGUAGAGAUGAUGAGCGAAGAAUGUAUGAAUGUGAAAUGGUUACAAGAUUUGGCAGCAAUUCUGAUGAUGAGAAACUCGUGAACCAAAUGAUUUAUGAUGAAGGAAAAGGGUUUGAUUUGGAUAUCCAGCGAGUUCGUUUCGUCGAAGGGGGUAAUAAGUAUGAAACUAAGUUUGGAGAUAUCCAUGGUGGUGAAGUACCGAAGCGUAAAAGUCAAUUCGGGGAGUUGAAUCACCCCACUUCUUCUUCUGGUUUGAGUGGUAUUAAAUUUGGUUCUGUAAGUUCUACUAAUUUAUGUAAGAAAAAUGAAAAGGUUAUACAUAAGACGGAGGCUAGUUGUGGGGGAAUGAAGAGGGGAAAAUUUGAUGAUAAAGUUUUUAAGAUGUCAUCCCAAUUUGGAGAAACUCUACUGCAGCGUGAGAUGUCGAUGAAAAAGGCUAGAGUAGGUACAAUAAAGUCGAUGACAUUAUUUACAGACGUUAAGGGAACAAGCCAUUGUCGGGCAGGUGCAUUAGGUGGUAGUUCCCAUAUUGGAAAGGUAACGAUGAUAUUAAUUUUUUUUUUGAAUUGUUCAAUAUUAUUGUCUUUAGUACCGAAUAUUAUGUAUAUGUAGGGUGAGAGUAGUUCUCAGUCAUUUCCACUUAGCUCUGCACUAUUAAAGGGGGAUGCAGAUGAAAAUGAUUGGUCCGUUUAAUGCAAGUGCCCCGAUACUUGACGAUCCUGAUAUUGCGUCACUGGUUGAAUUUAUUUUUGACCCAGUUGUACCUGAUGAAAUAUUGGUGGAAACGGAUUUUAAUUUCCUCAAUAGAGAUUUGAUUAGAAGCUUGGGUCCGGGUAAGAAGGUGAUGGGUGAGGUGUUGAAUGUUGUUUGCGAGGUGAACACACGUGCAGCUCUGCUAGUGUCAGCAGAAGACGGAAGAGCUUGGUAUUUGAAUACAAGAUUGACAGUAUCUAGAAUUAGCAUUGACAGUUUAUUUCCAGACAAUGGUCGUGAUGAUUCUACGCGGAAGUUUUACUUUGGUGAUUUGAAGAAAUGUCAGCAUAUUUUUAUUCCAAUCCACAAUGACAAAAUAGAACACUGGUUGCUUUUUAUAGUACACAUCAGCGAUGGUAUUGUAGAAAUAUGUGACUCGAUGCUGGACAAACAUGGGUCGUCAACUGGAAGUGAUCUUGUGAAAAUGGUGAUGGAGAAGCUUGAUUACUUACUUGCUGACCAAAUAGCCGACAAAAUGGGGCCUUCUUUUUCAUUCACCCGUUUUUCAGGUUCAGACAAAUGUUGGAGUUCUUCAACAAUCAAAUGGAUAUGACUGUGGCAUCCACGUCAUUAACCGGAUUGAGGGUCGUCACGAGGUCUAUUUCAAACACUCUGUUGUAAGUGUCUUUUAUAUAUGUCGAAGAGGGUUUAAUUCUGCGAAUGAGAGGAUUCGCAUUGCUCUUGGGCUGGUGACUUCUACGCACAACAAAAUUUGGGGCAAUGUUCAGCUUGGUUUCGAUGUGUGGAAGAAGACGAAGAACUAGGGAAUGAGGGGGGGAUUAAAUAGGAAGUUAUUUUAAGUGCAUUUACAGGGGAGUGUUUGACAGUUGUUAUUUUUUGGGACCGCCUGUAUAGGAUGGAAUUGGUUGCACAAGUACUUCAUCUUUUGGGACCGAUACCGGGCCAUUUUGCUCUUUCUCUACUUCAAAUUUUUACAAGUCGGUUGAAUAUUUCUUUCUAACACAUAACACAAUAUAUGGAUGGUGGACAGUCAUGUGAAGAUAUUUUUUAGUUGUACAGACUAACAUUUGUAGAGAUUUUAACUUGUGUGCA
Molecule: messenger RNA, 2152 nt
Organism: Humulus lupulus (European hop)
Lineage: Eukaryota; Viridiplantae; Streptophyta; Magnoliopsida; Rosales; Cannabaceae
Exons: 8
Coding region: 1011-1652 (213 amino acids)
Biological process (GO): proteolysis
Molecular function (GO): cysteine-type peptidase activity
Source: RefSeq, a predicted model, not a curated record